AUGGAUUUAGUUUUUAUUCUUGACUCGUCAACCAGCAUGGGUUAUGAUAACUUCAACAAAAUGAAAGCAUUCGUAAAAAGGUUCCUUCAGGCUGCUUAUACAGUCUGUUGGGAGAUGAGAGUCGGUCUAAUGUCCUACAGUACCCGAGUUACUAUUGAAUUCCAUCUCAACACUUAUCAUACAAAGACAGAGUUGAUUGACGCUGUUGACAGGAUUCACUGGACAUAUGGAAGCACCAACACCGCUGAUGCACUGAAAACAAUGCAUGAAGAAAUGUUCUCAGAACCCAAUGGUGAUAGGCCAGGUGUUCGAAAUAUAUGCAUUUUCAUUACUGAUGGCGUUUCCAAUAUCAAGCAUGAUAGAACAAUUCCUGAGGCAGAGAAAGCCAGAGAGAAAGGCAUUCAUAUUUUUGCCAUUGGUAUUGCACUUAAGGAUUUGUGGGAAGUAAAUGAUUUUGAAAGCCAGCCUGGUUGUUUGAAUGCAUUUGUUGUUGAUGUUUUUGAUGACCUAGAAGAUUUAGAUAAGAAGAUCUUUAAAUCUUACUGUUCAGAUGGUCUAUUUGAUGACUUACCAGAUUCUUUUGAUACUCAGGCUAAUGAACAAUUAAAGAAACUAGAGAUGGAAAAUACAAUGCAAGUCAUUUCAAAUGAAUGA
Saccostrea cuccullata (small rock oyster) is the source of this 654-nucleotide messenger RNA. RefSeq names its product collagen alpha-1(XIV) chain-like. The transcript has 2 exons. Lineage: Eukaryota; Metazoa; Mollusca; Bivalvia; Ostreida; Ostreidae. The record is from RefSeq and is a predicted model, not a curated record. The coding region runs from base 1 to 654 and encodes 217 amino acids.